Malus domestica (apple) is the source of this 3858-nucleotide messenger RNA. RefSeq names its product mediator of RNA polymerase II transcription subunit 15a-like. The record is from RefSeq and is a predicted model, not a curated record. Gene Ontology annotation, molecular function: chromatin DNA binding; transcription coactivator activity. NCBI's taxonomy places the organism in Eukaryota, Viridiplantae, Streptophyta, Magnoliopsida, Rosales, Rosaceae. Gene Ontology annotation, biological process: regulation of DNA-templated transcription.
UCUCAUGCAGUAAACUACACGCGGCGGGAAAGGAAAGAGUCUUUUGAGCACGCAGUCGAUCAGUCGCCCUUUCCUCAGCCGCGAGUCCUCCGCAAAACCCUUUUUCCGAUUGUGUCAAUCUCCGAUUUCUCAACCGAUACUCUCGCCAGCGCUUUUUGUGAAGACCCAAAAUAGGCGCGCUCAAGCUGAACACAAUAUGGAUCCAGUCAAUUGGAGAACUAAAUUUCCUGCAGAGUCUCGAGAAAAAGUUGUGAACAAGAUUAUAAGUAGCUUAAUGAAGCGUUUUCCAUAUUCUGAGCACGAGAAACAUAUGUCUGAUUACAAGAGGAUAGCUGUAAAUUUCGAGGAAAAGGUUUAUAUGGUUGCCAGAGACCAGCAAGACUAUAUAAUGCGGAUCAAAUCGAGGUUGGAGUCAAAAAACUUGAAUCCAGGUGGUAAGCAAGGCCAAUCGAUUUCUGUUCAAGCCACAACUCUGUCCCAAGCACAUGAACAACAUUCAUUGCCUAAUGUUCAAGAUAACAAUGCAUCUGGUGGAGUCGUUACUAAUUUAGCAUCUGCACGGCCCACUGUCAGUAUUUCGCCUCACGUUGCUUUGCCAAACAAUGCUAGUGAAAAUUCCAAUUUGCAGAGUGUGUUUGGUAAUUCACAAAGGUCUGUAGGAAAUUUAUCAGGGUGUGGCCAACCUUUUAAUAUUUCUGUCAAUAAUUUGAGACAGGAGCAAGGGAGACAAAAUUCACCCCAGAUUGUUUCUCAGCAGAACCAUGAGCAGCUAAAUCCUCAUCUUUAUAAGCAGGUAAAGCAGGAAAAUAUCUCACCGUCAUAUAUAACCCAGAAGCAACUACAGCCGCAGCACCACUACCAACCGAAACUCUUAAACCCUACUCAGCAACACACCUCUCAAAAAUCUAUGUUGCAAACUCCUGUCAUGUGCCCUUCGGAGACACGCGUUGCUCAACUUUCUGAUAUUUGGCAGGAUCAGAUGUCUUAUUUUGAUCAGACAACACAGUCGGGGAAUAAGACUCAGUCACAGAUAGCCUUUAGGCAAACAAACCAAUCACAAGUGGCUCUGGAUAUUCAUCAAAAUGUGUCAUCAAGUUCACAGAACCCAUUAAUGCAAUCACAAAAGCAAGUACAUUUGAUAGGGAGAAAGUUGACUGCUACUAAUACGCAACAGAGCCACUUAGAUGGGCAACCAAAUGGCUGCCCUAACUUGCACCAGCAACAGCCCAGGUUACCAUGCCAACAGAAUACUGUACAACAGCAGUUUCAGGUACAGAAAAUAAAUCAUUCAAGUGCACAUCAUGAGCAAUUGAGUGAAAGAAACAAUAUGUAUGUACUGCCACAAAGCUCACAGCUGCUUGAAACAGAGUGUGCCAGCUCAGGCAUGCGCCUAUGCGAGGUUAAAAUGCAGGGGCAAACCCAACAUAAAGCUUCAGUUCUGCUGCCAAAUCAAGAUCAAGAAUCACAAGCAGAUUCUCUUGAGAGACGACUGAACUCACAAAUACAGCCACAGAAGAUGGAACAACUGCCAGAUCCAUCAGCACAAGAUCAGCAGCAAACAUAUCAAACAUCAGGCACACUAACUUCUUCAUCUGCGAGAAGGGUUUCAUGCACAGAAAACUGGCAAGAGGAUGCCUACCAGAUGCUUCAAAGUCUAAAAAGCAAGUAUUUAACACCUCUGACUGAUAUGUAUAAUACAAUAACGUGUAGGCUCCAGCAGCUCAACUCUAUCUCUCAACAGACAGAAACAGGCAGCAUUGAGAAACUUAAUUCAUUGAGGAAUAGGGUGAAUACAAUCAUUUCUAAUCUAAGUUUUCCCAAAAGCAAUAUUCCACCUUCUUACAAGGAGAGUCUGGGUUUAUUUGAGAAGUACAUUAUUUCUAUUCUUAGUGUACGUGGAAGGGGAAAUUCUGCUCCCUCACAGCAGCAUGGACAACAAUCUUCUGAUGUGCACCCUAUGCGUCAAUUCGUACAACUUCGUUCUCAAACUUCUCCAGUUCAGACACAGCAAGACGAAAAGAAGCCAACAUUUCAGCCUGUGAACUCACAGGAUUCUGCAACAAUGCAGCGGAGCAAUGCAACGAACUUGGAAAACGAUUCUAAGUCUGUAUCUGAGCACCCAACCCUGCAGCCGACUGAGAAGUAUUCAGGAAAGAUAGGCUCAUUUAACAUAGUGCAGCAGGUUUCCUCAGGAACCUUAAAUAUUCCUAGAAGCAAUCUCCAACAACCAAACAUUAAGGCCUUGUUGUCACAUAGCCCCGUGCAUGGACCACAGUCAAACGUGAAUGCUUUUGAGCCAAGCUGUAAUACACUUCAAGAGAUGUGCUUGAAACAACCUAAAGAAGAGCGAGAUGUGCAGACUCAGACCCCAAAGCAAGAACUUCAAGAUAGGCAUGAGAUGCUGCACCAAUCAGUACAACAAAAACAAAUUAUGCAACAGCAUAGUGGGAUGGUAAGGUUGCAAUCUGGAGCUUCAUUUCCUACUGCUUUGCCCAAAACUUAUGGUUCUUCCUGCUCACAAGUUCCUCGGUGUCCUACUAUUGACAAGAAAAAUCUUCCGAUGCCUCUAACAGAAGCUAGAACGACUUUCUAUCCCAUAAACUCGUGCUCUACUAAAACUUCUUGUUCGGUUCCCUUGCCUUCAUCAUCUGUCCCGGGAGAUUUAGAGAGACCUAUUUCUGAUACUUCAUCCCUAUCAAAUGCUGGAGAUGAACAAGUAAAUAUUGCAGCAAAAUCCCCAUCACCCAUUGCCAUCAGUACUCCUGGGAUAUCUGUUUCACCCUUACUUGAAGAGUCCAGUAACGUCAUUCAUUGUGAUACAUCUACAACAAUGUCUGAUGAGUUGAGAGCUUCUGAGCAGCCUAUUCAGCGCUUAAUUAAAGUGGUGAACUUGAUGUCAUCUAAAGCACUAAGUGCUUCUGUUUUGGACAUUGGCUCUGUAGUUUGUACAACUGAUAGGAUAUCAGGGUCAGCAACACUUACGGGAUCUGGAGGUUCAAUAGGUGAGGAUUUAGCGGGCAUGACCAAUUAUAGUUUGCAGAAGAGUUAUUUAACAUGGCAAGGUAUGACCUUUGGAACAAAAAAUAUGAAACGCUGCAGAAGUACAGUGCCAAUUGAUGUCGUUGCGACAGCAACUGGAAGUAUCUGUGAUAGUUCAAAGUUAAGUGAUACGGAGAUAUUUGACUUGGAGUCAACUGCAAUAUCUUAUAUCAAAAGGCCAAGGAUUGAGGUGAAUCAAACCCUGUUAGAAGAAAUUACAGCGAUCAACUACCAACUAAUAGAUACUGUACUAGAUAUCAGUGAUGAAGAUACCCCUCCGACAGUAGUCUCAGCUCAAUUUAGAGGUGGUCAAGGAACCAUUGUCCGGUGCUCCUUCAUUGCCGUGUCCCUCAGUCCCAAUCUGAAGUCACAGCAGUUUCCCAUCCAGCCUUUACGAUUGCUUGUUCCUGCAAAUUAUCCAUUGUGCUCUCCCAUAUUUCUAGACAAGCUGAGAGUGGAAGUCAGUGAUGAGCUAGAAGAUCCAUCAGAAAAGGUAAAAUCAAAGCUGAAUAUGUCUCUCCGGAGGCUGACAGAACCCUUGUCACUUGGGGAGAUAGCAAGGACGUGGGAUGUUUGUGCGCGAGCCGUUGUCUCCGAGUAUGCGCAGCAGAAUGGGGGAGGAAACUUGAGUUCCAAGUAUGGAGAGUGGGAAGACUGUCUCAAUGCUUCUUGAUUAAUCAAUUUAUAUGUCCAAAACACAGUGCUUGUUCAGAUUCUGGGCUAAUUGUACAGAUUCUGGAUAUUUUUAAUUUUAUUUAUUUUUGUUCCGGAUGUUGUAAAUUAAGUGUUGCGAAUUAUGUCACCUUACAAAACUUUGAC